Molecule: messenger RNA, 2253 nt
Organism: Amoebophrya sp. A120
Lineage: Eukaryota; Dinophyceae; Syndiniales; Amoebophryaceae
Source: the annotation of a GenBank genome assembly
AUUGUUCCCGUUCCAUGUAUCGGUCGCCAUUUCUGCUGCUAGCUGCUUUAUCUCCUCUUUUCUGGGAAAUAGAAAGCUAAAGAUAUUUUGCGCUGCUACCACGCACCGUCAUUGUAGAUUCGCCGCUACCUCCACGGCCACGCACUGCUGUAUUUUCUGUCCGUCUCAAACACGUACACAUUCCAUUAUGGUGUAAACGUGCGGGUUACUUCAUCUAGCGGUACCAGGAACUGCACACGUAUGAUAAUGUCACUGCUCCGUGCAUAUCACGAUUCCAAACGUUCGUUUCCGUAGCCGUACAAAAUUUGAAACAAGAGAAUGCUCUCGUCACCGUACAUCCCCCGACUGAGUCGACUAGUAGGGCCAACACGUCAAGGAGUUUGAUGAAACAUCAUGAUUUUAUAAGAGUAGACGCGCGUAUUACGUAUGUGAAACACUUUUUUAAUUAGAGCUCCUGGUCCUGCCGGACUGUAGUAUACCGCAACGUCAGAAGAUGGAGCGAUCAACAGGUCUGAUGGUCAGAUCGAGUGCCUUAAGUUUGAACAUUCAGUCAACUUGCACACAAGGACAGCAUAAAAAAUUAUUUGACUUCCAGGACCACGCUCGUGACAGUAUUCAUUAAAGCCCUCAACAUAUGCAGCAUAUCACAAGUCGUCGACGAUAGAAGACUCCUGCGACCUUAAGAGUGCACUAGAUGAUCAGAUCUUCCGCUUAUUGAUUUGUUUUCUUAUAGGAAUUUUAUUUAAGGUUUUGGUCAUUUUUUUCAAGUAGACGACGUCUUUUAGAAGUUGUCCUCGUCUUUCCGGGUAGAAAGUUGUUGAAUAGGUAGAGUACCUUCUUCUUUAGCAGAGUAGCAACAUCGAAAAUCGAAAAUGUCGGCGGACGUGCAGACGUUUUCGAUGCUGAAGGACGACGCGAACAAGAUCGUCGCGGAUGCGGUAUCAGCGGUGGUGGGACCGCAGUCAACGGGGGUCGAGGUCGAGUACGACCCCAAGCUGGUCCAGACCUGGAUUGAGAAGAUCAACACCGAGAUUCUGGACAAGCUGCAGCAGAUGUGCCAGUCCUUCAAGUUCAUCGUGUCCACCAACGUGGUCCAGAAAAACGGGGCGGGCAUCCACGUCUCCAGUACCUGCUUCUGGGAACAGGCCACGGACGGAAACCUUACCUUUCGCUGGGAAAACAAGACGAUGUACGUCAUCAUCCAGGUCUUCGGCCUGGCUCUGUAGGAGCUACCUCUUCUUCAUCCGACUAGGUGAAGGUUGUUUUAUUCUACACGCGGUUGAAAUUUUUUAUCUGGUGGACGCGAUGUUGCUGGAACAACUACCUUCUGAUAUCAUCAACAUGUACAAAUCAGUCUGGACUACAACAAGAAAUUGCUACAGUAGUAGGUCUGUCUCAAAAAGUGGCAUGUGGUGGAAAAGAACACCAUAUCGCCGCCGACUUCUAUUUCACAAAAUUUCUCUUUGAAUAAAAACACCCGUUCUUCAUCUUCUUUUCGGCAACUACUAAGCAAAGCCCGCAUUGUAUUUUUCAUAUCUUGCCGAUGCCGUCGCCUCCCUCUCCCUCACCGAAGAGUUCAACAUGUUUUACCCAUUUUGCCGACCCAGUCAGCAGUUCGUUGUCUACCCACCCAGGAGAAAGCAAAUAGAAAAUACUCGCGCAGAUGCAGAAGCUUCUUUAUUACGUUGAGAGGAGGAAUACGAAUAUCAACAUUCUAGAAGGGUCGAGGUCGUCGAGAAAAGCAACUUUUGUUUCUUUACUGUAGAACAAACAGCGACAGCCGGAGCUAAAGCUAUUCGGGUCAAAAACUGUUCUAGAAACGGCGACGCAAAAACCUGGUUACACGCACUCAGAUUUUGUGAAGGCGAACACAGUUCUAGCGCUAGCUACUCGCGUCGAUGACAGCUGUGCCCGCUGCGUGCUCCUUCGUCCUUUUCACCCUUUGUUGGUAUUUAAAAGAUAGAAGCACCUCGCUAGUAAUUCUGUUUGAUUCGUGUUAUGUUGCUUAAUUAUGAAAUCCCAAAGCCAAACAAAUUUCACCCCGCGACCUUGUGAUUUUCUUUUCGCUAUGAUGUCAGUCUGCAGACAUGCAUACUUAUGAGACUGGUGUGGUCCCCAGCAGAGAGACCCCCACGUGCGGUGCGGACCAAAAAUCAAAAAGAGAGCCAGGAAGCCUCCGCUGCGCUUUGCCGGAGUAGGGUGUUCGACCGUGAUCCGGUUUUCGGACUUUCAGUCAUGGUUGUGAAAUUCGGC